AACGUUGACUGGAGGUCUCGGGUAUAAAUGCAGGGGUAUCUUGGCAUUGAGUCAUUCCAGCUUUUCGCCUGAGAACCUAUCUGUUUUUGAAGCUAUAAAAGAUGCACUGUAGUCGGUGAUCAUCUUUAUCUCAUCAUGACGUCCAUGAUGCUGUGGUCGCUUCUGCUGGCGCUGACUGUAACAACUGUGUCCAGCUUAUCAGAUCUUGUCUCUUACGACAUCAACACCCAGGCCAUAUGUACCGAAGUGACAAGAGCUCGUACCUUAAAGUGUGUGUGGCCGGCUGGACUCAACCCCUUUGCUGACCAGAUAGCUGAGGGAGGCCGUAUUAUCGCCUAUAAGAUACAGUGGUUCAAUGGAGCUUGGUCCGGCUGGUACGUCCCUGGAUACAACGAUAUUGACUCGAAGUUCAACCCCUCUGCUCGCAGAUGUGCCGAGCUACCCUACAGGGCUAACACGAUGAGAAGAAUGUGGUCGUAUUUCUACGAUCACACACACAGAUUCAUCAUAUGUAAAGCACAAUGAUUGUGUAGGUCAUGUACCUGACCCUGACAUAAUAAUAAACGCAGAUGAAGCGUC
Messenger RNA from Haliotis rufescens (red abalone), 579 nucleotides. RefSeq lists its product as uncharacterized. NCBI's taxonomy places the organism in Eukaryota, Metazoa, Mollusca, Gastropoda, Lepetellida, Haliotidae. The transcript is spliced from 3 exons. The record is from RefSeq and is a predicted model, not a curated record. Bases 136 to 525 code for a protein of 129 amino acids.